ACCCUGUCCCAGUCUGUUAUCAGUAGAGCAGGCCGGGCUCCACCACCUGCUGACUGUAAAAGGUUUUGUUAUAGACUGUAAAAGUAGAAAGGGUUUUGGUACAUGAUUCAUUUUGAGACGAAAAAAAGAGUCUUCAAACCGGACAGCAGUGAAUAAAGCAGAGCAGGCAACAGAUGGCACACAGACAGCAGAGUUGGGGACAGCUAUGCAGGGACAGACUGGCAGAGACAGGGAGUCUCAGUGCAGAUGUUUGGGCUUGUAGACUAUGAUGCUACAUGCUCUGCUGUUUAACAGUCUCCACUGACCUACAAUGGCCCCAUCUGCUGUUUAACAGUCUCCACUGACCUACAAUGGCCCCAUCUGCUGUUUAACAGUCUCCACUGACCUACAAUGGCCCCAUCUGCUGUUUAACAGUCUCCACUGACCUACAAUGGCCCCAUCUGCUGUUUAACAGUCUCCACUGACCUACAAUGGCCCCAUCUGCUGUUUAACAGUCUCCACUGACCUACAAUGGCCAUAUCUGUGAAAGAGCAUCUCCUGGCCAUUCUGGAUGAUCUUGGCUCUGAGGAGCUGAAGAGAUUUAAGUGGUAUCUAACUACAGAAAACCAGCUGGAUGGCUUCCAUCACAUUCCAAAGGGCCAGCUGGAGACGUCUAACAAACUGGACAUAGUGGAUCAGAUGGUGCAGAAAUACAGGGAAAAUGUGGCUGUGAAGAUCACACUGGACAUCCUGAAGAAGAUUAGCCGUAAUGAUCUUGCUGAGAAGCUAAACACAGACUGUCCAAUAGGUCCUUCAGAUGAAGAUGGUGAGAAGUACCAACAUGAAUAUAAACUGAAAGUAAAAAAUAAGUUUCAGCAUGUAUUCAACGGGGUACCAAAGCAGGGCCAUAAGCAACUUCUCAAUGAGAUCUACACAGAGCUCUACAUCACAGAGGGUGGAAGUGGAGAGGUCAAUAAUGAACAUGAGGUGAGACAGAUCGAGAUCACGUCCAAGAAUCCAGCAAGACCAGAAGCUAAAAUCCGCUGCAAUGACAUCUUCAAACAAUCAUCUGGAAAAGACAAACUUAUCAGAACUGUGCUGACAAAAGGAGUCGCUGGCAUUGGAAAAACAGUUUCUGUGCAGAAGUUCAUUCUGGAUUGGGCUGAAGGGAAAGCCAAUCAGGAUAUCCAAUUCAUAAUUUCACUCCCUUUUCGGGAGCUGAAUUUGGUGAGGGGGGAAAAGUGCAGUUUUGUGGAACUUCUACAUAAAUGUGUCUUAGAGACUAGAGUGAUUGAGAGGGACUUUUUAAAUCACAUUUUAACAAAAUUGCAAAAACCAGGAAACCACAAUGAGAGCAAAGUUGUAUUUGUCCUUGAUGGUCUGGAUGAGUACGAGAACUGUAAGAGCUGGUGUGAUGUCACAGAGCCAACCUCAGUGGACGUGCUGCUGACAAACCUCAUCAAUGGGAAUCUGCUUCCACCUGCUCUCCUCUGGAUAACCUCCAGACCUGCAGCAACCAAUCACAUCCCUCCUGAGUGUGUUGACCAGGUGACAGAGGUACGAGGGUUCAAUGACCCACAGAAGGAGGAGUACUUCAGGAAGAGAUUCAGCGAUGAGGACCUGGCCAACAGAAUCAUCUCACACAUAAAGACAUCAAGGAGCCUCCACAUCAUGUGUCACAUUCCAGUCUUCUGUUGGAUCUUAGCUACAGUUCUGGAGCAUGUGUUGAGUACAGAUAGGAAUGAAGAGAUGCCCAAGACACUGACUCAAUUAUUUAUUGGGUUACUGGUAUUUCAGACCAAACAGAUGAAUGAGAAAUAUCACAAGAAAGGUGAGAGAGAUCCACACAGGGAUAAAGAGAGUUUCAUGGCACUGGGGAAACUUGCUUUUAACCAGCUGGAAAAUGGCAACCUCAUUUUCUAUGAGGCAGACCUGAAGAAUUAUGGCAUUGAUGUCACUGAAGCCUCAGUGAACUCAGGAGUGUGUACACAGAUCUUUAGACAGGACUAUGGGCCGUUCCAAGACAAGGUGUACUGCUUUGUGCAUCUGAGCGUUCAGGAGUUUCUGGCUGCGUUAUAUGUUUUCCUCUCCUUCAACAACAACAAUGUAAACCCAAUGACCGAAGACCAAUCCUUCAUCAGAAAAAUUCUAAUGAAGUUGAAUCCUGCCAUCACCUUCCACACAAUUGCAGUGGAUAAAUCCUUACAGAGUGAGAAUGGACACCUGGACCUGUUCCUCCGUUUCCUUCUGGGCCUUUCACUAGACUCCAAUCAGACUCACUUACACGGCCUACUGACACAGACAAGAAUAACCAGAAGCAGAUCACUGGGCCAUGAGGAAACAGUCAAGUACAUCAAGAAGAAGAUCAGGAACACUCCAUCUCCAGAGAGGUGCAUCAAUCUGUUCCACUGUCUGAAUGAACUGAAUGACCAUUCUCUAGUGGAGGAGAUCCAAAGCUACCUGAGAUCAGGAAGUCUCUCAAAACCCAACCUGUCACCUGCACAGUGGUCAGCUCUGGUCUUUGUGUUGCUGACUUCAGAAGAGAAGCUGGAUGUGUUUGACCUGAAGAAAUACUCCAGAUCAGAGGAAGGUCUUCUGAGGCUGCUGCCAGUGGUCAAAGCCUCCAGGACAGCUCUGCUUGAUGGGUGUAACCUCACUGAGAAAUGCUGUCAAGCUUUGGCCUCAGCUUUCAACUCAACCUCCUCAAACCUGAGAGAGCUGGACCUGAGUGACAACAACCUGCAGGAUUCAGGAGUGAAGCUGCUCUCUGCUGGACUGAAGAAUCCCCACUGUAAACUGGAGACUCUGAGGUCAUUGUUUAAAUGCAAAUGUCUGUUGAGUUUGAGGAAGACACACACCUGCCAUUUCCCUGAUAAAUUCUGCAGGCUGUCACGCUGUCUGAUCACAAAGAAAGGCUGUGCUUCUCUGGCCUCAGCUCUGAGAUCCAACCCCUCCCACCUGAGAGAGCUGGACCUGAGCUACAAUAUCCCAGGAGACUCAGGAGUCAGACUGCUCUCUGCUGGACUGGAGGAUCCACACUGCAGACUGGAAAAACUCAAUGUUGACCACUGUGGAGAGUACUGGCUGCUGAAAAAAUAUGCCUGUGAUGUCACACUGGACCCGAACACAGCAUACAGAAACCUCUCUCUGUCAGAGGGGAACAGGAAGGUGACGUGGGGGAGAGAGGAGCAGCCGUAUCCUGAUCACCCAGAGAGAUUUGAGGUCUUGCCACAGGUGCUGUGUAGACAGGGUCUGACUGGGCGCUGUUACUGGGAGGCAGAGAUGAGUGGGGGAGGGGAUGACAUAGGAAUGACGUACAGAGGAAUCAGCAGGACAGGAAGAGCUGAUGACAGUAGGCUUGGAUGCAAUGACAAGUCCUGGAGUCUGAGCCUCUCUGAUUACGGUCACACUGCCAGGCACAAUAAGGAGAGAACUGAGUUACCUGCCUCCUCGUCCAACAGAGUAGGAGUGUAUCUGGACUGGCCGGCCGGCACUCUGUCCUUCUACAGCGUCUCCUCUGACACACUGACCCACCUGAUCACAUUCACCUCCACAUUCACUGAGCCCCUCUAUCCAGGGUUUUGGGUUGAAAUAAACUCCUCAUUGUCCCUAUGUGAGGUAAAAACCUUUAGUUAGUAAAGGACGGUUCUUGUUGUUAUUGAUUGGUGUUUAUAAAUAAUGUUUAUUUAGUCAAAUUGUUGACAUUACAAUCCUGAUUCUGAUUGAACUCAAUAACACUGAAUGGAACUUUCCUGGUAAACGUUUGGUCAGAUAAAGACCAAUAAAACUGGUUGUUUUAAAAACAGUUAAAUGUUGUUGUGUUUUCACAUUAAAGAAGAAUGACAGUUAAAGUUGAAA
Salmo salar (Atlantic salmon) is the source of this 3837-nucleotide messenger RNA. Its product is annotated as NACHT, LRR and PYD domains-containing protein 3. NCBI's taxonomy places the organism in Eukaryota, Metazoa, Chordata, Actinopteri, Salmoniformes, Salmonidae. Gene Ontology annotation, molecular function: protein binding. The record is from RefSeq and is a predicted model, not a curated record.